Salvelinus sp. IW2-2015 is the source of this 2300-nucleotide messenger RNA. RefSeq names its product vacuolar protein sorting-associated protein 37D. Gene Ontology annotation, biological process: ubiquitin-dependent protein catabolic process via the multivesicular body sorting pathway; protein targeting to membrane; protein targeting to vacuole. NCBI's taxonomy places the organism in Eukaryota, Metazoa, Chordata, Actinopteri, Salmoniformes, Salmonidae. The record is from RefSeq and is a predicted model, not a curated record. Gene Ontology annotation, cellular component: ESCRT I complex.
CUGCAUCUUGUAUUGACUCCGCCAACAUAAGCUUUAACCCAUUUCACUAGGCGCUUGUGGCUGUGCUAUUCACUGCGAACGACAUGGAACCAGAUGGGCUUGCAAACGAACUCGUCUGAAUUGCUUGUGAAGGAAAUACAAUGUCCAAUUUUAAGGACACAAACUCUACCCCAGACGGGUAUAGGGCUCUAAACAUGAGUGAAUUGCAGGAGCUUUUACAAGAUAAAGAAAAAAUGGACCAGAUCGUCCGACUCAAUGAGAAGUUUCAGGCGCUGCAGGUGGACAGAGAGAUCCUGCUGACCUCCAACCGGAGCUUGGCCGAGGAGAGCAUCGCCAGGCGACCCCGCCUCAACAACGGAAAACUCCAGCUGGCCGAGAAAUACAAGGAGCUGGCCAAUCUGGCAACCAACUGUUGGGAAAAACAGAGCCGGCUCGUGCCCCACACACAGAAGCACAGCCUCCAAACAGCACAAAAUCUUCUCCACGAAGAUGUGGCGCGUGCUGAGGAACAGUCUGAGGACCUCCUGGAGAAGUUCAUGGAGGGGAACGUGCCCUUGGAGGGGUUCCUGGACUCCUUCCAAAGCUCCAGGAAGAGCUACCACAUCCGCCGUGUUCAGGCAGAGAAAAUCCAGGAGCUCAGCCGAGUCAAAGAGAAUUCCAGCAAACCCAAAAAGCUAGAGGAGCGAGAGGACAAGGCGCGGGAGGUGAAGAGAGACGAGCACCCUGUAACUCAGCGGCCCAACGGCUUCGUGGCCCAGGGCCCGCCCCGGGUCUUCCAGCUCCGCUACGGCCUCACCCCCGCCAUCCUGCUGCCCCACUUCCCCCUGCCAACCACCUCGCCCUCUGCCCCGUCCCACGCCAGUCUACCUCCGCUGGACUCCCAGCCGGGCCAGACCCACAUCCUGAGCCCAAGUGCCCAGCUCUCGGGACAUGGGCACCCUGUGAACCUACGGGUCAUUGGACAAUUACCCGGUGGCUGGCCAACCAGACCGGUGCGGUUACAGCAGCUCUAUAGGCCCGCCACUCACCAGCCUGAGCCUCUAUACCGAUAGCUGAGGCAUGGGCCUUGGAGGUCUCUAGACAUGGAACCAAACAGCGGCUACCAGACUCAUGCACGCAAAGAUGGCCUUUGAAGACUUUGUGGAAUUGAUCUGACACAUACGUUCUCCAGCCAUGACACAAAAUGUAAACAUACCUAAAAAGGGAGAUAACCGGAAGCCAUUAAGCAUGGAGUAAGUGUAGUUGAAAGCAAGCAAGUGAAUGAAUGAAUGAAGGAGCAACAGGGUGUGGUUUUCAUUGUUGUUGUUUUUUCUUCUUUGAAUGUUACACUGUCAGGGCGUCACAGGGUUGUGAAGCACAGCAAUGAUAUGGAGUAGUGGAGUAGUGUCUCCAGUUUGUCAUAAAGGACCCCAUUGUCCAUUCCUCCGACUAAGAACUGCAAGGCUUCUAUGAAAUGGCCUGGUGUCGUUUUGCUGAUGAUCAAUAAAGUACAAAUCGUGGUGUUUAUUAUUAACCUAAAUCCCUGUUGUUACUUGUUUCAUAGUUCUGUCCAAGCAAUGCAGUCAUAUUUAUGCAAUUUUGGAAUCAUUUCCAAGCCAUUUUCCUGACGCGCAAACACAAGACAUCACAACACAAAGAUGAACAAAGAACACUGAAUAUGUGGCAGAGUGUUUAUGCAGCUUCCCCUUUCAAAUGCAUAUUUAGAGCAGAUGGUCUAAUAUUUAUUAUUUAUCUGGCCAGUAGAUAUAUACUGGCAACAUGACUGUUUGCUCAGGAUUUUCAAAUGUUUUAUUAUCACAUGGAUAAUGAUGAUGAUGAAUAUAUCGCUGAGAGUGGAUAUGGGGGAACAGUAACAUUGUUAUCUUUGGACCGGCUCCCAAAUAGGGCUACAUUUUCUAAAGGGUCACCAGGUUUCUCAGCUGAAGUUGAUUACCUUCACAAAUAAACCUCGAGGAGCGCACAACUCUGCGUUUGUUAUUUCACAAACAGUGUGUCGAAGCAUUCACAUCGGUGAAUGGUUUACUUAUUUAUGGAAAUCCUAUUUUAAAUGCCCAGCUUCAAAGGCUUUUGUUUACUCUGAUAAAUGAGAGGCUGUUUUUCUUUCAGGGCUUCCUGCCGGAAGCACGUACUGUUAUGAUUUAAUAUGAAACAAUUGCUAAACUCUUUAAUUUUCUUACUACCGGUCCAGCAUAGAAGUGCACUUUGGGGUAAAUAGGAUAAUUGGUCAUUAUAACGUCCUGGUUUUGCGCUUCAAAUCGAUGGGGUGCAAAAUUUUCAGCAAUAAAAUACAUUUCUCUCAA